Messenger RNA from Apodemus sylvaticus (European woodmouse), 1473 nucleotides. Its product is annotated as cytochrome P450 2C38-like. Lineage: Eukaryota; Metazoa; Chordata; Mammalia; Rodentia; Muridae. The record is from RefSeq and is a predicted model, not a curated record. Gene Ontology annotation, cellular component: intracellular membrane-bounded organelle; cytoplasm. Gene Ontology annotation, biological process: xenobiotic metabolic process. The coding region runs from base 1 to 1473 and encodes 490 amino acids. The transcript is spliced from 9 exons. Gene Ontology annotation, molecular function: heme binding; iron ion binding; oxidoreductase activity, acting on paired donors, with incorporation or reduction of molecular oxygen, reduced flavin or flavoprotein as one donor, and incorporation of one atom of oxygen.
AUGGAUCUUGUCACAUUCCUGGUGCUCACUUUCUCCUCUCUCAUUCUCUUCUCACUAUGGAGACAGAGCUCUGGGAGAGGGAAGCUGCCUCCUGGCCCCACUCCUUUCCCGAUUAUUGGUAAUUUCCUACAGAUAGAUGUGAAGAACUUCAGCCAAUCCUUAACCAGUUUCUCAAAAGUCUAUGGUCCUGUGUUCACUCUGUAUUUGGGCUCACGGCCCACUGUCAUAUUGCAUGGGUAUGAAGCAAUAAAGGAAGCUCUGAUUGAUCAUGGCGAGGAGUUUGCUGGUAGAGGACACAUUCCAGUGGCUGAAAAAAUGAAUAAGGGCCUUGGCAUUGUUUUUAGCAAUGGAAAUAGAUGGAAAGAGAGAAGAAGAUUCACACUCAUGACCCUGCGGAAUUUGGGUAUGGGGAAAAGGAACAUUGAGGACCGUGUUCAAAUGGAAGCACAGUGUCUUGUGGAGGAACUGAGGAAAACCGAGGGCUCACCCUGUGACCCCACCUUCAUCCUGAGCUGUGCUCCAUGCAAUGUUAUCUGCUCCAUUAUUUUUCAGAAUCGUUUUGAUUAUAAGGAUAAGGAUUUUCUUAUCCUCAUGGAAAAAAUACACGAGAAUGCAAAGAUUCUGAGCUCUCCAUGGGUGCAGGUCUGCAAUAAUUUUCCUUUACUCAUUGACUAUUUACCUGGAAGUCAUCAUAAAGUACUAAAAAAUGCUAAUUAUAUAAAAAGUUUCAUGUCGGAGAAAAUAAAAGAACACCAAGAAUCAUUGGAUGUUUCCAACCUUUGUGAUUUUAUUGAUUAUUACCUGAUUAAACAAAAACAGGAAAACCAUAUUGAACAAGAAGAAUUUACACUUGAAAAUCUGGAAACCACUAUCAAUAAUAUAUUUGGGGCAGGGACAGAGACAAUAAGCACGACGAUGAGAUAUGCUCUCCUGCUCCUGCUGAAGCACCCACAUGUCACAGUUAAAGUCCAGGAAGAGAUUGACUGUGUGGUUGGCAGACACCGCAGCCCCUGCAUGCAGGACAAAAGCCGCAUGCCCUACACAGAUGCCGUGAUUCAUGAGGUCCAGAGAUUUAUUAACAUCGUCCCCAACAACCUGCCCCAUGCAGUGACCUGUGACAUUAAAUUCAGGAACUAUCUCAUCCCCAAGGGAACAACAGUAGUAACAUCACUGACAUCAGUGCUGCAUGAUAGCAAGGAGUUCCCCAACCCAGAGAUGUUUGACCCUGGACACUUUCUAGAUGAGAGUGGAAACUUUAAGAAAAGUGACUACUUCAUGCCUUUCUCAGCAGGAAAACGUGCUUGUGUUGGAGAGGGCCUGGCCCGCAUGGAGCUGUUUCUAUUCCUGACAACCAUUUUACAGAACUUUAAACUUAAAUCCCUGGUUCACCCAAAAGACAUUGAUAUGACCCCAGUGGUAAAUGGAUUAGUCUCUCUGCCACCCCCUUACCAGCUCUGCUUCAUUCCUCUCUAA